AUGAAACGCCCUCCAAAACUUCGACCCAGCUCGGCGGGACACCUGUCGACGUCGUCUUCUAAUUCCAUGCUCUCGCGAGUCCCGUUGCUGCAUGUAAACGAAAUCAGUCUGGCUGCGUGGGAUGUGGGAGAUCAGAUCCCCGGCUUGCGCAUUCCGCUUGCGUUCCUAUCAUCCCUACGGACAAACCUGCAGAUAUCCUCUGCAAAUGAGGACCUCCUCCCACCCUCACCACUCCUCCCCCUUUCCUAUAUGCCAGACCCUCUCAACCACUCCCCUCACCUAUCCCCCGGGUCGAACAAGCCCUCCCUUUCCCGCUCAACUCUCCACCCAACCCCGCAUCCCCGGCAAAACAUCGUCCCAUCAACCCACACAUGCACAAACGCACACCCAAAGACAUCCAACAAUACCAACACCCAUUCAUCCCCCAACCCCCCUACCACCACAACGCAGCUCCCCUUGAUAACCUCCUCCGCAACAACCGAAGCCGAAAUCCUCACCGCCCUCCGCCUCGUCGCCGACACCGUCGCCGAACAGCGCCAACUGGCCGCAAAAUGCAUCCUCGCGCACCCCGCCAUCCUCGGACCCUCCACCAUGCUCUUCCUCACCAUCGCCAAGCUCCUCCACACCGGGUCGCCCAGCGAUCUUGUCCUCACGCUCGCACUCUGGUCGCUUUGCAGCCUCCUCGCCCUGCUCGCCAUCCGCUCCAUGGUCCGCGGCUACGCCACCAUCGCCGAGCACGUGGGCAGCUGGGCCUGGCUCGCCGCGGAUUCCGUGAAUGGCACCUCGCAGCGCCGCGACGAGGUUCUCGUGGCGAGGUGCGCGGGCGAGAUUGUUGGCGUGCUUGUGCUGAGGAUCGCGAAGACGAAGGCGACGACGACUGCCGCUGUGGCGCGCCCUGGUGGUGCUGCGAAUGGCGCUGGCGUCGGCAUCGGAUUGAUGACGGGGACGGGGGCAGGGACAGGGCCGUUGAAGCCGCGGUCGUCGAGGCGGAAGAGCUCGGCGAGGUGGACAGGGAUUAUCCGUGCGUGGAGCGUGAAACAGUCCCAUCGCCGUUGCGGGGUGGGGACGAGGCUGCUCGAGGAGGCUGUGGGGUAUUGCCGGUUGAGGAAUCUGGACGACCCGCUCUUCGCGGAUGACCAUGCCAAUGCGACACAGGUGUUGCCUGGGAUGUUUCAUGGGAGUUUCUUGGUGCAUGAUCGGUGGGCGCGUGGGUUUUUGGAACAGUUGAUUAUUCUGAUACAGAAGGGGAGGUGA
Molecule: messenger RNA, 1254 nt
Organism: Histoplasma capsulatum G186AR
Lineage: Eukaryota; Fungi; Ascomycota; Eurotiomycetes; Onygenales; Ajellomycetaceae
Product: acetyltransferase
Exons: 2
Coding region: 1-1254 (417 amino acids)
Molecular function (GO): acyltransferase activity, transferring groups other than amino-acyl groups
Source: RefSeq, a predicted model, not a curated record